Messenger RNA from Maniola jurtina (meadow brown), 3320 nucleotides. RefSeq names its product NADH-cytochrome b5 reductase 2. The transcript is spliced from 14 exons. The record is from RefSeq and is a predicted model, not a curated record. NCBI's taxonomy places the organism in Eukaryota, Metazoa, Arthropoda, Insecta, Lepidoptera, Nymphalidae. Gene Ontology annotation, molecular function: FAD binding; oxidoreductase activity. Gene Ontology annotation, cellular component: mitochondrion. Bases 189 to 2444 code for a protein of 751 amino acids.
UUAUUAGCGUUAUUGCUAAAUGCUGGCUAGACGAGAUUCCGAUUCUGCAGUCGUUGGCUCAUUGCGUGCGCGCGCGCACAUUCAGAAACAUGAACCGGUGAAGACGGCAAGUAAAUAAUAAUAUAACGUAACUAAUGUAAACAAACAAACGUGAAUUUUGCAGUGACGAAUUUUUGUAAAUAAUCGAAAUGGCGAACAGUUUUAAUAUGAAGGAAUUCAGCUCCACAGCAGUCAUCGCAGAACAUGGAGUUUUCCCCUCAACAAUAUCAAUCAACACAAUCAAUACAAAAUGUAAAGAAAAUGAAGUUGAAAAUAUCUAUGACCCUUUUCAGAAUAGAGAACUGGAACAUCCUAAUUCGGACAUCAGAUCGUUUGCAAACCUUCUGAAAUCUUCAUUGGGCUCAGGAAUACUCGCAAUGCCCGCUGCAUUCAAAAACGCUGGUACUAUUGUUGGUAUAUUCGGCACAAUAAUCCUGGGAUAUAUAUGUACGCACUGUGUUUAUUUAUUGGUUAAAACUUCGCAAGAUGUAUGCAGAGUGACAAAAGUGCCAUCCUUGGGAUAUGCCGAAACUGUUGAAGCAGUUUUUGCAACCGGUCCUCGACCGCUACGGAAAUUGUCAAAAGCUAUGAGGAUAUUUAUAGAUUGGGCGAUGGCCGUCACAAUUCUUGGCGCCUGUGCCGUCUAUGUCAUCCUGCUCGUGGAAUCCGUUCAGCAGAUCGUCGAUCAUUUUUAUGAAAAGAACAAUCUGACAAUCACAUUAUACUGCCUAAUGUUCCUGGUGCCAAUAUUGAUAUUUACCCAAAUCAAGAAUCUGAAAUACAUCGCCCCAUUUUCUGGAUUUGCCAACGUGUUGUUGGUGCUGACUUUCCUGAUCUGCCUGUACUACAUUUGCGCUGAGUUCCCUAGUUUUGACUCACGACCAAUGUCUGUUCACGUUGGACGGCUACCACUAUUUAUCGGUACAGUUAUAUUUGCAAUGGAAGGCAUAGGAGUGGUGCUGCCCGUGGAAAAUACAAUGGCUAAGCCUCAACAUUUUCUCGGGUGUCCGGGAGUUUUGAAUAUCACGAUGACGAUUGUAGUCCUUCUUUACAUGAUCAUGGGGAUUUUGGGAUAUUUGCGGUAUGGAGACGCUGCAGAAGGAAGCAUUACGUUGAAUCUGCCUACCAAAGAAAUACCUGCAUUAAUGGCGAAAGUGUUCAUCAUCUUGGCGAUCUUCUUCACUUAUAUUCUACAGUUCUACGUGCCAAUGGAAAUCGUAUGGCGCAAUACAAAACAUCAUGUUGCCCAAAAAUACCAUAAUAUUGCUCAGGGAGUCAUGAGAGCGUUAUUCGCAAUUCUUACGGUGAUCGCUGCUGCCUCGUUGCCACGACUGGAACAAGUGAUUGGACUUGAAGGUGCUUUCUUUUAUUCAUUCCUGGGUCUCAUAGCCCCUUCGCUAAUGGAGCUUGUCUUCUGCUGGGAUCGUGGCCUCGGAAAGUAUAACUACAUCCUAAUCAAGGAUAUUUUACUGAUCAUCUUUGGUUGCUUCGUUUUACCCAUUGUAUUUGGUGUAGGGGCAGUGGUAAUCUUAACAUCAGUUUUGGCUCACCUUGUAUGGGGUAAGAAGUCCAAAAGCCCCAGAAAAAGUAAGCCUCUCGUAACUUUAGUGGAUCCAAAUACAAAAUAUGCAUUACCGCUGAUUGAACGUGAAGAAAUCAGUCAUGAUACAAGGAGAUUCCGAUUCGGUCUGCCCACCCCAGAACAUGUUUUAGGAUUGCCAAUAGGCCAGCACAUCCACUUAUCAGUCAAGAUAGAUGAUGACCUUAUUAUCAGAGCUUACACUCCAGUGUCCAGUGAUGAGGAGAAGGGUUAUGUUGAUUUAGUCAUUAAGGUUUAUUUCAAAAAUGUCCAUCCGAAAUUCCCUGAUGGUGGUAAAAUGUCACAACACUUGGAAAACAUGAAAAUUGGCGAAACAAUUGACGUACGAGGACCGUCUGGUAGACUUCAAUAUGCAAACAACGGUACAUUCCUGAUAAAGAAACUGAGAAAGGAUCCGCCAGUAAAAAUCAUGGCCAAAAAGCUGAAUAUGAUUGCAGGUGGCACUGGCAUCACACCAAUGUUACAACUUGUAAGGCACAUAUGUACAGAUCCAACUGACAAGACCGAGUUGAGUUUGUUGUUCGCGAAUCAAUCUGAAGAAGAUAUCCUAGUGAGGCCGGAGCUUGAGAAAUAUCAGAGGGAACACCCUGAACAGUUCAAACUAUGGUACACGAUUGAUAGAGCAACUGAAGGUUGGCAGUACAGCACCGGAUUUAUUAACGACGAAAUGAUCAAAAACCAUCUAUUUCCGCCCGGCGAUGACGUCAUAGUGCUCAUGUGUGGCCCUCCACCAAUGAUAAACUUCGCUUGCAACCCUGCUUUAGACAAAUUGGGCUAUGCAGAGAAUUUACGCUUCGCAUACUAGUUACAUGAAAAUACGAAACACAAAUUAUGUAAUAGAACAUGUUGAGGUCUUAGCUCAUUUACACGACAUCGUUUCUACACAGCACGCACGGCUCCACCUCAAAUCGAAGUGACCGCUAGUUGGCAACGCGCUGACAGCUAGCAGAAAGCUUGUAGUCCACGCGAUGACUGCUAGCAGUACGGCGUCUCCCUGUAAAAUGAAUGUAUAGUGUAUACAGUACGAUUUUAAGCACAUAUUUGAAUGUUUAUUCUUUUACCGUGCGGGUGCUAUGUCGUAUAAGUGAGCUACGACUUUUUUACUCUGCUUUCAUUUCGAAUGACAAAUUUUUCGUGAUUUACAUUCCGUCAUAAUAACACUUCUUUUCAGUAUCUAAAACAUACUGACUGACUAUUAUACUGUCAGUCAGUAAACUAAUACAAGUACACUGGACUUGCGAUUGCCGACCUGUUUUUAAAGCAGUGAUGUGAUGAGACAUCUGUCAGUAUAAUGUCAAGACGAAGACCAUUUGACACACUAAGAAUUUCAUAAUUUGAUUUCCGAUACGCUGGGAGGGCGAAUUUGAAUCUGCACAAAAAAUAACAGCUGUAAUUUUUUUUACGACACACCUUUUCCAGCGUACUUGUACAUACUACAUAUGUCCAUUUCAAUGAUUAUAACAGUAAUCAUCGGGGAACAAAAUACAACGUAUUUUGUUUGGGAACAAUAGUAUUUUAUAUGACCAGUAUAGUUUAUAUAUUACUUUGUUUUGAAGCCAACCUGGUUAAAUAUUUAUUAUAAUUUGUACAUGCUUUUUAAUUUUAAGUAUAUUGAAUCUUUGAUUUUAUUGUAGUGGUAGAGUUUUACAUUAAAAGACAAUAAACAAUUGUUAAUUUUUAA